Molecule: messenger RNA, 21376 nt
Organism: Xyrichtys novacula (pearly razorfish)
Lineage: Eukaryota; Metazoa; Chordata; Actinopteri; Labriformes; Labridae
Source: the annotation of a GenBank genome assembly
UGGGGUAUAUCACCUCAGCUUACUUGACGGUGGGCUCUCCUCUCACUCUGCGGUUGCUGCUGGUUGCUGUCAUCAUGCAGGUGGAAUCUGCGCAACGGACCUCCGCGUAAAGAGCACCGACCAUACACAGCAGCCUCCACCGGCCUGCAGCGACCAUCCAGCGGACACUGGACUCUGGAGGUCGGGCUGUUCUCUCCGCGGAAAAAACGACAAACUGGACGGCCAGAUUUUUUUUCACCACCUGGACUUUGUUCAGAUGUUUUUUUUCCCUUACAGCUGAAAGAGAAAUUGAUCUGCCGUUAUCCUGCUGGAGGACCAACACGUUGUUGUGUUGAUGCUGUUGGAUUGUUUUCCUCCCCUGCUGCAGUCGAACUCAGCUCAAGUCGCAGAGGAUGCCACACAACCCUUUGGAAAGUGACAAUUUCCCACAAACGAGAAGGAGGUAAUCUUUAUGCUGCGGGUUUUUGAGGAGUAAACACACAAAAACGAUGGAUGAAGGCACUGCCACAGAGACCAUCCCAGAUCUGAAAGACAUAGAGGUGAAAAUUGGCCGGAAGACCCCCGAGGGUUUGCUCAGGUGGAUGCGGGAAGAAGCGUCCUCUCUCCGGGGAGAUGCCAAGCUGAGUGCCGCGCACGACACCAGCAAGGAGACGGGGAGGAAGAGUCUGGAUGAGAAGAUCAGGAAACUGAAGAUGGAAAUGGUGAGAGUGUGUUGGUUGAUAGUGUGUGUUUCAGAUCUGCUUUCAGUGAGGGCAACACAUCAGGUCAGACUCAUACUAAAAAAGAGAAUUUGAGUCAGGUCUGAUCCACUGGACUUUUGAUUGUAAAUGUUCACUAUUUAUCAUAUCAGCAUGUUAUUUCAUUCAUAUUCAUUAAAAAUCCCCUCAGUAUUGAUUUACCACUACAAAGAUACAGUAAGAUGAGCUACCUUAACAACAGAAGAGGUCCUAUAACUGUAGUCCAACCUGUUUCUGUGCUUUUUGAAUGAAUAGCAAAUUCAAUUGAAGCCAUUUCAUGGUGACUUUGACUACCAAGUGUUUAAGACUGAUUACUGAAGCCAAACAAAUAUUAAUAAGUUUGAAUAGAUUUAAAGCUCCUGUGAGGAACUUCUUGCUUUUGUUGAUUUGGUGCCCCCCGGUGGACUGAGUCAUCUUUGCGUAGGUUGUCCUCUACAUUUCAGUCCUGUCGAUUAUAAAAAGGCAUCAAUCUAGAUUUCAGCCUGUUUCGCCAACACCAAAAAGUCCUCACAGCGACUUUAAAGCGUCUGUGAGUUAUUUUUUUUUAUGUUUCUGAAAUGCAAAGCUGUCUCAUCCACAGGGGGCGCCAAACUUGGUGGUUUUAAGAGGGUGUUGUGUUGCCUAUUUUUUGGCUGGGGGUCAGUGACUACCUCAGGCGUGGAGUUGGCAGGCACACUGGUGUUGGUGGUGAAAUUGGGUGGUAUUGAUUUUUCUCCUCCGCUCUUGGCAAGAAGGCAAACAGCUUUUCUAUCUUUCCUCCUACAGCCUUAUUCUGAGCUGAAUAACAAAAGUAUAUACUAUGAUUGCAAAUGUAACCUCACAGAACCCUGCAUAUCCCGGUAAUAUCUGACGCAGAUCUUGAUCAAUACAGCUGAUUUUGCUUUAUAUACAUAGAGCACUGUUGAUGGUGACAUAUAGCUGAGCAUCACAGCGGAGGGAGGACUCUGCAUCAGAAUAAUCACUCUACUUAGAAAAUAGUAGUACUUUUGUCGCCUUUGUUUCAUGGGAGUCUUUUAUUUGCUUGAUCUCACUAAAAGUACUUCUGGACUGCUAUACCAACUCAAUCUGCACAUGUACAAUCACAAACCCUGUAUUUUCCUUCUCCAGCCAAGUCUUUCCUUCAUUUGACAGCUGAUUAUUUUCCCUUGAGUGUUUGAUUCGGUCCAUUCAACAAACAGCUCUCUUGUGUUUGUUUACAUGGGCUCUGCCCCCUCCAAACAGUGGAGGUUUGCAGCAAUAAUGAACCGCUUUUCUCUUUUUUUUUCCCCCUCUGGGAUCAUUUAUGUUAGAAAUUCCUCUGGCUAUGACACAUGCACCGCAACGCCACCGAACCCCUAAACAACAAGAGAGUCACUCAGAAACACAUCAGACCUAAACAAGCAAAUCAGGCUGUUUUAAUGUCAGAAAUAGAAACUUAUUUCACCUCAGGGAUGGAAGACUAAAGCGAAGGUGCACUUUAGAGGUCUGUGAGGAGACAGUGCUCUCUCCAUGAUGUAACUGAACACUUCCUUACAAUACAUUAUCUAAUAUCCUUUUAGGAAUAUGGACCCAUAAAUACCACCAGGGUUAUUUCGCACUUUCAUUUAAAAGAAUCACAUGACCAAACAAGCAUAGAGAUUCACUGUGUGCUGUAUACUGCAUGGGUAUGUAAGUGUGGCAUGGAAGGACAAGAUUCAAGCUUCAUUGCUUGUUAAUUAAUGGUGACUUUGAGCUUUAUUUAGUUAGACAAUACUACAAUAACAAAUCUGUAUUUUUGUUUGUUUAAACGUCUCGCUCUCUGUUUCUCUGUCUUCUCAAACGUUCUCACCCCGUCCAGUUGAGGCAGAUGGCUGUGCCCUAAUAUGUCUGGUUCUGCUCAAGGUCUUUGCCUGUUAAAAAUAAGAUUUUUUUUCCACUGUCGCCAAAUGUUCCCAAGAGCUUGCUCAUGAUAGAUUUAUGUUGAGUCUCUUUGAAUAAUAUAACAGAGAACAGUCUGGACUUGCUCUUUUUGAAAGGUGUACAAGGAUAACUUUUGUGAUGAUUUAACUAUGUAAGUAAAAAUAAGGGUUUUCUUGGUUAACAUACUGCAACAAGCUGCUUUUACACUGGAAUACAGCACUUGUGUCAGAGUCUUAACACUGCAGGCACCCCAAAUAGCCUUUUAGCUGUAUAAUUUCUGACUUUAUGAACAUAUUGGCUUGUAUUUUUAAUAUAUUUAACAGUGAGAACUUCCAGUCCUGGCAUAUGAAGUCAAUGCAGGAGUGCUAAAACUGCAACUCCUGCUUGAGGCUGGCUGCAGAAACUCUGGAAAACACAUUAGGCCAAAAUAUCCUGUUUUUAUAGCAAAGGUUUUGAAUAUUAGGAGACCAAUGAAAUAUCUGAGUUACGAUGUCAUCACGAUUGUACAUUUCUUUGUCUAUCAUCGUCAUGUAGUGAAAACCUGAUAUUGUGACAGCCCUAAAUCCAGUCACAGGAGUGUUUACGUGCCAGCUAAGCGGCUAUCUGAAGGGUUGAGUGUGUUCUCAUCCGACGAUAAUUAGUCUUUGUCAUCAGGUGUUGAGCUUUAGUGCUGGUACUUCAACACAAAAACAACACAACAAUGAAAAAAAUACACAGCUGUAAUUGAGCAGUUAAAGCGCUAAGAACAAAGUUGAGGGGCAUUUUAACAAGCUUAGGGUACCCAAACUGGUAACUAAGUUACAGACAGCAAAGCAUUUUGUGACUCAACCCUCUGUGACUCAUCUCAGUGAGAAAUUUUGGCUCUUUUUAAGCUGAUUUACCUUUUUCUCGAACACAUCCAAAUAUGAAUUCAAAGAAAUUCAAAAAUAAUCUGUUUUUUAAGGAAGCAACAGCUGAUCUGGUCACUAAAAUAGUGAUCAGAUAUACAUUUUUAAGUUUUGAUGCACAUUUACGUAAACUAAAGCAAAACAGUGCUUCUUUGCAUACUUAAAACGACCAUAGCUGCACAUUGCAAAACCUGAAAUUGAAAAAUAAGGGGGUAAUAAUAGUCAGCCAGUCUAUUCAACUUAACAAUUUUAAAAAGUGAUGAUAAAAUUAAUGAAUAUCAGGUUAUAUCUAUUAAGUAGAUCUAUUCAGGGACAUCUUUCCUCAGUUUGUCAAAAGAGUCAAAGCUAGCAAAACUAGAAUACAAUAUUUGGGGAACUUAACACUCAACAUUUUUAAAAAUCUCUACUUAUUCACUAAGUAGACUGUGUGUUAGAGAAAUUCCCUCAUUUUGAAUUCAUAAAGCUUUCAGAGUUUUUCCAUAUCUGUGAAGAGCAGAGGGCCAGACUGAUUCCUUUUAACAGUUUUUAUCAGGUCUGCCGCAAAAAAAGGACUGACUGAGAGAGAUGUGAUGAAGAGCCACCUCCUCACUGGAGGGGAGCGAAACUGUGUGUGUGUGUGUGUGUGCGUGUGUGUGUGUGUGUCUGUGUCUGUGUGUCUUUUACUCAUCUGUGAGAGUGCUGGAGUGUAAUGGGAGUGCAGAAGAAGAGCUGUGAGCGCUGCACUUUCAUCAGGAAUCUGCUUAGUAAGAUGUGCAGGAACACGUGUUUGUGCACAAUAAAGACGGACUCACAUGAACUAAUAUACACACACACACACACACACACACUCACACACAUAUUUAACUCGAAUUGGAGCCCAGAGAUGUACUUUUUUCUUCAACACUGAAUACUUGGUCAUACUGAUCAUAUCCACAAACACAUAAAGCGUUUUAAGCAGCGAGCUAAUAUCCACCUCUUCUCCCACUGUUGUUGUGUAUUUGUGUUUGUCUGUAUCCUCUUGUCCUGCACAGUCAUCUGUUAAUCUUCAGAGUCUGUAACCACACAACAUGCUGGUGUUGAGCUGCAGCAUCUGUCUACUGUAAGAUCUAAGAUGUGCAUUAAAGCCUGUGUGUGCGAGCCAUGUUGACACCGUGUCACCCGCUGUAAUGAAAUGAGGCUCUGCUUCUUGUUAACAGUCAGCAAAAACAGGAUGUUUGUCUGCAUCUUCUUACAGUCUGUGUUAGACUGAAACAAACAGACACAAACUUUGAUCUCAGUUUUACAUGUUUUGAACAGAUUUAUCCGCCCCCGAGAGGAUGCUGGACACUUCCUUUCUUUCUUUUGCAUACAGUAAAGGGUUUUGAUGCAGUGGAGUGGUUGUUUGAUGCAGUUUUGAUCGGCAUGUGGUGAUGAGACAUGACUUCAACUGCAGUUUCAAGGGGGGAUGUUUGGGGCUGCUAUAAUGCGUUGCUAUGGCUGGUGAUGACUUAGUUGAGGGGCACAGUGUUGACUUUGUCAAUUAGCUAUCCCAGCAUAUUUAGAAAGAUGUCUCACAGUUUUGAUCUGCUCUGAAUCAGCAAAGAUGAUGAUACAGCUGAGAGCAGAGCAGUGAACUGUGUUUGAAGUCUGUCACUACAAAUACAGUAAAAUUUGGUCAUACGACUCCAGUACAGCCUUUCUAAUCAUAAACAUGUGCGGAAGUUAAAGCUCCUGUGAGGAGUUUUUUGGCAUCUAUAAAAUUAAAUUAAAUUAAAUUUGAUAACUUUUCAAGAUAUCGAAAAACCAAAAAGACCAAGGUCAGUGAUUUUUAGUUCAUUUCAGUUUCAGUUCAUUUCAUUGAUGACAAAAAAUUCCUUAGAGGAGCUUUAAUGCCUAUAAGGGAUGUAAGAAGGUACAGUAGGUGCAGCCAUGUCUUUAAAACUUCCAUAUUAAAUAGUCACGAUAAAUUAUUUCAAAAUUCAGCAGGAGGAGAUUUUUUCUGUUGAAGUAUGAAGACAAGAUUAGCAAAGAUGUGCUAUGUCCACAGGGGGCAGCAAAGUUGAUUCAUCUAAAGUUCCUCAUGGGAGCUUUAAAUGUUGCUGUAUAUUGGUCAGAUUCAAGUUUCUCUGUUGUUGUUAAAUCAAACUAGACUCAAACUUAUGAAGGGCAAAAAUAGACUCAGAUUUGUCUAAAACUAAAAAGCAUGUUCGAGUAAAGACUAAGGCUAAGAUCUAAAACAGCUGCCUUAAUUUAAAAUUGAUUCAGGUUAAGACUCACAGCUUAAAAUAACUGUUAUAAAAUACUUUGGAAGAUGACCGAGAGUUUGCAGUUCAAGAAGAGUUUAUACAUUAAGAUUUAAUUCUCAUUUCUUUGCCCCGUUUAUAAAACCGAGAAUUAUGCUCAGUGUCUUCAAUCAUUUCUUUGUUUGACUAACCUCUCAAAUUUUAAAUAAUUGAUUAGUAUUAUUGAACAUAUAAAGUUUGGCUGUUUUUGAAAAUUUUUGCACGAAAUUGUGAGAAAGAGAAAUAAGGAGAAAUACAUCUCCAAAGAUUGCUGAUGGAUUUUUACUGACAAUAGUACAGAGAGUAGUUCAUUGGUGAUCUUGACUGUAUCAGACAGUCUGUUUGCUGUCUGCUGACAUUUACCCUCAGACCUUCUUCCUCAGUGCUCAUGUCUCAGUAUGGUAGGGAGCAUUUUACAGCACAGCGAGCUGGAGGCAGAUAAACGUUGUUAUUAACGCUUGUAGUGUUGCUGCUCAUUCCUGUGGAGGAGUGUGAAGCCUCUGUCUUUCAUCUGCAGCUGUUUUGAAGCACACACCUUCUCCUCUCAUCUGAACAGAUUUACUGGCUGCUGAGACGUUUUUUACAAUACUGCACCCUGCCUCAAACACACUCAUAAAAACACACACAUCAGCUGCUCUGCAUAUUUUGCACAAGAUCAGCUGCAAAAGGAAGAAUAAAGGUUAAGUGUUAUUGUUCAGGGUAUGUUUUUUUAGUUUUGUCUGUAUUUGCUCGUUUCUUUCUCCCUGUCGCUUUUGUUCCCUGUCGCUCGUGUCCUCUGUCGUUCACCUCUGGGCAGAGGAAUGACAGUGCAAAGUCAGCUUUAAGGGCAGAGCCGAGCUGCAGGGAAUUCAGAUCUACUCGAUUCAAUCUCACUAUUCUGUCUGCCUGCUGGCUUCCUACACAAAUGCAGUCGAUGCAGGAGUUUGUCUAAUGCAAUCACUGCCAAACGACUUAAGCUCCUAUUUUUUAUAGUGAUUAAAGCUGCUUCAUGGAAAAAAUGAACAAACUUACAAUCAGACACAGACAGAAAAAAAGAAAAAUAUGCUAAAUAGAAACACAAAACUACAUUAUCACUAAUUUAAAUUCCAUCAAUGGAUCCAAAAAGGAGUGGGAAGGAGUAACACUCACAGAAUCCCACUCCUUCUUCUUCACUGAAUAGUAAUUACUGAUCGAGUUAACUUUCUCUUUCAUACACCAUCCAGUGGAUUAAGACAAAGCUUUUUUCCCAAAGCUCCUGUGAGGAGUUUGUAGCUGAAUGAAAUUGAUAUCAACGCUCCAUGAAUACCUAAAAGAUCAUCCGCAGUACAACUAAUAACACUCAACCCAUGACAGUGUCUACACCCAUCAAUCAUCUAUGCAUGAGUGUUAACAGCAUGCUGCAGAAACAGGCCUGUCGACAUUUUCCACUACCAAGAUCCACAGUGACAGAUUUCAAAACUGGAUGAGGUAGUUUAAAAACAUUGAACAAAUGUAGAGGACACAGUUAUCAAGGAUUAACCAAAUGUGCAGUGUAUGAAUGGGAAUUUUGAGCAAUAUCUGGUAACUGAACCAAAAUGCUCCCCCUGCCCACCUCUCCCUUUUGUGAAGUGAUGGUGGCCCAGGAGGAUAAAAAGCCUCUGUGAUGCAUAAUAAAUGUUGCCCUUCACUUGUCAAGUUGUUGCAGUCAAAAUGUGCACCUUGGAAAAUGCACGACCGUUUCAACAGCGGGCUAUCUUUGCAACAUUACCAUCACACCGGGUGUAGAGAGUCAGCAUAUACUGCAGGGAUAGUCAUUCUAGGGCUGCACUCAGAGGUGUGAAGGAAACCCUGAGUUUAGUGGAGCUAGUCUUGCCAGACUGGUGAAGCUUCAUUAUCGCAGCGAGCCACCUCAACACUGUCAGGCGUACUUCUGCAGUUUGAUGGUUUUAUUUGAUUUUCCAGCUCAUAUGGUGGGUUCAGUACUAAUUAUGAUAAAAAUGGGUUUUUCCAAGCAAAUGCCAAACGACGUAUAUCGUUAUCUAUGGGGCAUUACAGCUGUCCCCUCAGUCUCAUUUUGAUGCAGUCAGGUUUUAUAGGUUAAUGCACAGCACAAAAGAAAUCUCCGUUUUUAAAUCUGUAAGAGGUGGAAAAAGACAGCCACACUCACAGACAUCACCUGCAUUAGAAAUUUGAGUGAGAAAAGAGUCAAAUCUUUGUCAAAUAUUUUUAGAAGAAUUACCUGAUUUGGCCUCCAAAACAGGAAUACAACAGAGCGUCUAUAAAGGGAAGAAAAGAGACAUAAUGAUGCUUUGAUCAGCUGGAUAGACAGGAAGAGAGGAUGAAAAGAGUCUCUCAACAAGGCUGAUAUUUUAGAGCGCUUUCAGAGGUGAGCUUGGGCAGAUGGUGCUGUUGGAGGCUCAUGCAGAGACAGUGGAAACCUUCUGCUGUGUAUUGAGUCUGUAGAGCCUCUGCAAGGACGCCGUAUGUCUGCUCAGGGACAGAGUUGGAUGGGGAGGUGACACGACAGGCGGUGACACCAGAGAGAGAGAGAAAGAGAGAGACUGUGCAGAUGCGUAGAUGGUGUUUAUUUUGCUGCUGCAUGAGAGAGACCGAGCGUGUGUCUGAGCCGUCUCUGCUGGCUGUGAUUCAGCUGUCUGUUCAGUGACAUUGAGAAGCUGCUUUUACCACAUGGGAGAGUCUGUGCGUCAUCAAUCGAGCUUCAGUUGGGCAUGAAAUAAUCACAAUCUACUGUAUCCUCUAUAAAGGCCUCUGUAUGUAGACUUUUAGUUUGUCAGGACAUGAUUGAGAAUACAACGGUGAGAUGAUUAGCUGCAUUAUUAAUAAUGACAGAAAACUGGUCUAUUACUUCACCUAAACCUAAAAAUGAAGGUGUAAACAGCCAGUGAUAUGAUUGUUGCAGAUUACAGUGGGCCUAAUCUGUGAAAGUAAGACCCUAAAUGUUUUCACCUUCACUCCUAAAAAUACUAAGACUAUGUGAUUCUUGAAGGAUAUGUUAAAAACAAAAUUUAACCAAGGAAAAACCCACAGCAGUGAAAAUCAGCCUCCUCCAGAUUGGCAGCCAGCCAUUAGGGAAUAAAGGCUGGAUGACAUUUCUGCACAUUUGAGAAGGGAGACAAUGUUUUCCAAAUACCAGGGGUUGAGUUUUGGUGGCUGCAUGCAGAAGAAGUUGUUCCAGAUAUCUUGGUUUCCAGCAUCAUUUGCCUCCUUCUCCAUUUGGGCAUUUCGAGUUGUUCCCAGGCCAAAUUAGACAUAAAGUUGAAUGUGUCAAUAAAACCACCAACAGUGUCCCAGAUAGAUUUCCAAACCACUUUAUUUGGCUCCCCUAACUCCAAGAAAUACAAAACCCUGGGCUUUCUACACCACAGCCGAGCCCAGCCAACCUCUGGAGGAGCUCUAAUUUAUCCUACCCAAAUUUGUUAAUGUGUGUGUGUGUGUGUGUGUGUGUGUGUGUGUGUGUGUGUGUGUGUGUGUGUGUGUGUGUGUGUGUGUGUGUGUGUGUGUGUGUGUGUGUGUGUGUGUGGGGGGGGGGGGGGGGGGGGGGGGAGAGAGAGAGAGAGAGAGAGAGAGAGAGAGAGAGAGAGAGAGAGAGUGUGUGGGUGAAGUGGAAUCUGGAGCUCUCUCUUCCCUGUGACAGUCAGAUGCUCGAUCUAAAGUUUAUCAGAUGCUCAAAGCCGGAUACACACCACAAGAUAAUGGUGCCACUUGUAUGCCUGAUUCCUCUCUUCUAACAAAAGUCAGUCUGAAGAUUAUCUUGCCAGAUUAUGAGGUGUGUUCAGAGGGAUUUUCUUCCCUGUAAAUCUGUGCAGCAGAUGAUUGGAGCCUUCCCAACGUGAUAUCGUAAAUGCUAAACAAGUUCUGUGUUUACGAUCAGAAAUCCUUAUGUGUGGGGGAUCCUCAAAGACAGCCAGCAUGAACUUUAUCUGUUUGCACGUGGAACAACCUGAUUGCCAGUUGGGAGGCUCAAAAGAAUGUAGCUGUGACAACGAUAGUAAAUACAAAGCAUGGAUUUAGAUGGAUGUCAGAAUAACAGAACCAACUUACUGAUACACAGCAACAACGUGAGUGUCAACAGAGCGUGUUUGGAAAAAAAGUACCGGUUCGGAAAUGACAAAGGGAGAUGUUGAAAAGCUUUUGUUUCUGCAGAGGAAACACCAGGAAGAUGAGAAGUUAGCAACAGUUACUGUCCACGUUUGUUGACUCUUAAAGUCACGUUUGACCACAAGAGAUUUCACGAGAUUUAGAGUAAAUAUCAUUGCACAGGAACCAAACUGUUUAAUCUUUCAUUAUAUAUUGUCUUGUCUAGGGUCUCGGACAUUUUCAGAAGCAAAUUAGAUUUCAGAAAUCUUUUGCCGUGUAACAGACUUUAGCUGUUUGGGAUCUCAGCUCCAAACUUCUGAUCCAGAACAUUCCAUCAAAAUCAAAACUUUAUCCAGAAAUAAAAAUUUCCUGGAAAAUCUCCUCAAAAAGCUACAAAAUGAUGGGAAACAAUCCAAUGGAAGUCUGUUAUGUUAAACUCUCCAACAAUAAGCUCUUGCUUUUGCUGUUGAAGGUACUUGAUGUGUUUGGGAGUUGUGGCACGUUCUAGGUCUUACACGUCUCUUCUAUUUCAGGGAAGGAGAAAUAGGUCAGUCAGAAUCAGGAUUUAAAACACUUUCACUUCAAUUCCCUGAUGGAGAGGAGAUCACUGAAGAGUUUCCAUCAGCCAUCAUCUCCCGCUGUUGGUAUUCAGCACGAGUCCUCAAACUCAGCUAUACGUACUCUUACACUAAUAUGGACCAAAACCAGUUAUUUUCAGUGUUGUGCAGUUUUUAGAUUAACUUACUUGAGUGUUUGGUUAUUAGAGAGCUGAAUAAAAUAUAGAUUUAGGUUAGAGAUAUAAAAGGAUGUUUUUUCUAUGAUCUAUGAAAAAUCUAUGAAAAAUGGUGGGAUUAUUGUCUGCAUUGUUACAAAGGUAAGGAUAUGCAGACUUCGGUUUUAUGAAAAACAAGCAAGCAGGGAAGAUUCCUCUGCCAUGAGACUAAACUAUGAUUCAAUGCAGGAAAAGCCUGAAUCAGGUUUUACUUUCUCACCCGUUCUGCAGAUUUAUUGUACAUAAAUAAUGACAUUUAGCUGUAUAUUGUUCGCAGUGCAAACACAAGCUCUCGUGCACCAGAUACAAAAAGCAGAAAAUGAGCUUCCCAGGCUCGUAUGGAUCAGCCAGGAGCUGCUUGGCCUCCUGCCUAAGCAACUGAAAUCUGUUUGGCUGUGUACUGACGGCACAAACAUGAGUCAAACAUGAUUGAUGGUGUUUCAGUCCCUGACGCUGCCGACUCCUGAAUGUCCACUUCCUGCCCCUCAUCCUGACAUGUGUCACAUGAAAACCUUUGACCCCAGUUUGACCCUUUAGAUUAGACUGGGUACUCUUUAUAAUGAGUACCCAAUUAAAGGCUGCAUUCAGUCUGUGAGUAAUGAAGAUAAUUGAGAUGACAAACAAUUCAAGAGGCAUUUGGCAUGCACACAGACUGUUGGGACAAGGAUUAGCUUUUCUUCUGCUGUUGUUUUUCGGGACAUUUUGCUUUAUUGGAAAGGACAGCCAAUAGAGAUGAGAAAUGUGGGAAGCGGAGAGGAGGGUACGACUUGCAGCAAAGUGUCAUGGCCUGAAGUUGAACCGGUGACCACUGCAGCAUGGACUGUAGUGGAUAUACACGGGGCUCAGGCUCAAACCGCAGGGCUAAACUGGCACACUGGCAUUUUUAGUGCAAUGCCAAUAAAAAAACUAUCACAGCAAAUUCAAUAUCUUUAGGUUUAUUAUCAACCCAUUGAUUUAAUGGAGAAAAUAAGCAGAUUUAUACUGUGCUCCCUGAAGCUUUUUAUCGUCUCAGAAACUGUUUUAUGAUCAAUAACGUGCUUCACACCUGAGUAUAUUUUAAGAGGGGAACAAAUACCUUUGCAACUCAGCAGCUGAUUAGUCUGCCAGAUAUUUUCUGGGCAUGUUGAUUAAUCGGAACAAAUCAAUUAGCUUACAGAUUAGUUCAGAUUUUAUCUUUUUAUUUCUGGUAUUUUUCAGAUAAAAACUUGUGGUAUUACUAUCAUCAUGCUCAGAGUAAGUCUUCUUAUUACUGUGAACGUUAAAUAUUCUUGCACGGUCAAGAUUAACACUCUCCCCAACUAUUUUUUUCCUGCUUAAAUUACCAUCUGAGCUUAAAUGAAGCCUUCCAGCCAGAGCAGUAAAACACAGAGGUGUGAAAGAACCCAUGAAUUUAGUGGAUCUAAUCUUGUCAGAGGGGCCCGGCUCAACAGCAGCAGAGCCAGCACAGACCGCUGGAGCGCUCGGCUUCGUUAGCAUUGUGCCACCUCAGCGCUGACAGGCCAUGAGCUACUUUUACUGCCACCCUCAUUAGCUCAGCCAGUCCUCUGCCAGCCAAAAACCUCAAACCUCAAACCUGAACUCCACCUCAUGUGUCUGACUUUGCCCCAGGAUGUCAGCAGCACAUAUGGAGAGAAAGCUGGCUUUGGUUCCUGCUUUGUGUUUAGAAACUGCUCCUUUAACCAUGUGAUGUUUGUCUGUUUCACAUGCAGUACAGCUCUGUCAAUAUGGUGAAAAAAGCAGAUGUUACAAAUCUAAAUUCACAUAUUUGAUUUUAUGUCUUACUCUUUAUCUAAAAGUGAUUUUGGAUAAAGCAAAUCUGCUCCUGCUCCAGCGCUAACCACACAGUCCACGCCUUUAUUUUCUUACAAACAACUUCUACUGGACUGAUAUUUUGACAAAGUUGGCAACAGACUAAGAAAGAUGCUUCUCAUCCUUGUGGUUACUGCUGUUUGGAUUCCACAAGUUGAAAUUGUUCUCAGCAUUAUCGAGGCUCAUAUCAGAAAACCACACUGACUCAAUCUGCAGUACAAGCAUGCGUCCCUCCACUGGGCGGAUCCAGUUAAGUUAAUGUUAUGCAGGACUAAGACAGAAAUCAAUAUGUUCCAGCCUGAUGCUUUAUUGACAUACAACCUGAAGAGUCAGAAGGACCUUAUAGGAAAUAGCAAUGAGGUAAACCAAACCUCAAUAAGGUCAAAAACCAAAGGUCUGGGUCACAUAUGGUCCCUGUCGUUCUACCUUUAUUUGGUAUGAGUGUUAAACACAGAUUUGUCUCACUAACUCGGAUCAUAAACAUUAUUUAUGUUGACAAGCGCUGUUUUUGGACUCAUCCCUGAAUUUGCCAAUUGUAUGACAGCAUGCUGUAUUUUACAUACAUUCUAUCAUAAUGCUGUAUAUUUACCACAGUGUGGUAAGACUUUGUAGCGUAACACAAGCAAGUCCAUGAGCUUAUGGACUGUAUUCAUGGCCAAAGUUCACUAGCUUCUAUUUUAAGGUGUGCUACAUUUAUCAGACAGCAGUAGUUACAGGUUGAAAUAGAGAUUACAGUCAUGAUAAAAUAUAUUGAAGUUUUAAGUGCCAGAGUGCCAAACCAUAUAUAUGCGUCUGUCCUUGAAGGACUUUUUUUGGGUAACAAUUUCCUUUUCUAAAUUUCUGAGCUUGGGACGGGUCGCAGAAGGGAGGACAUGAUAACUAAAGGCCAACUAAAUGUCAACCAAGAAGCAUUUUAAAGCCCAACACUGGCAGUCACCAGAUUGGAAAUGCUGAAUCAACUUUAACCCCAAAUGGGCAAAAAAAAAAUCAGCAAAUAUGUGAAUCUGUGGGAGGCUUCUGCUGGCAAACAGCUGCAAGGUGCCUGCCAUUCCAGUCAAAUAAUCAUCACCCCUAAUUAUGAAAACUUACACCUAACUCCUAACUGGACACCCAAGGAACUGCAGUUUUUGCACUUCUCCACCGGCUGAACACCAACUGGUUUUGAGCUCUUAAAGUUGCCACAGUUAUGUGAGACGAAACACACAGACGUAUAAAACUGCUUCACUUUCUCAAGAUAGAUGUGUAGUGGCCUUAAAAAGGACAGACCUACUGACAGUGAACUCAGACAGAUGGAAAAAGUAAUCAAAAAAGAAAUUAUUGCAAUGAGGGAAAAGAGAUACUGAAGGACUUAAUUCAGAGCUUAGAGACCGUCUGGUUAUCUGCAGAGGGGGGUGGAUAUCAUCAGACUGAGCUUUGGCUGUGGGUGCCAUAUAUCACCUCCUGGCCCCUGCACCUCACCGCAGACCUCUGCUAAUGUAUUCAGGGGAGGAAAUUUCCAUGACCGCAGCUGUCUUUUCUCCCUUAUUCAUCAUUUAGCUUUUUUUUUAAUGGCCUACACACACAUGCAAACAGUGCAUCAGAUCAAGUGUCUGUGAUAUGUUGGUGGCUUUAUUUUAUUGGAUGACACCAUUUCUAAAUAUAUUUUUGAGCAAUUUGUGUCACCCACAGGGUAUUAAGACAAAUUUUCCAUUUUUUGUCUUGAUUGCAUUCCCAGAUUGUUCUUUUUUUAAUUUGUCAGAAACUCCAACUUGUCCCUCUGUUUGUUUUUUGUCUUGUUUCCCUGUCUUUGUCACUCCUCUUCACCUCCACCUCACUUGUUUCCACACUGAAUGCAGUGUAUACUCAAGCUGCCAGUCUCUCUCACACUUUACUUCCAAUUAUGGGAAUGUGCAAAGGUUUAAUCACAAUAUGAUGGUGUUUGCACCGGUUGUUGGAGCCAAUGCUUAGAGUAAAUAUUUGCAGAGUCCCCGUGGUUCCCUGGGUUCACAGUUGGUCUGGUUCUCAUUUAUAGCGUUUUUAUCCUUAUGAGGAAUCGCAAACUACCAGAACAUGAACAAAGUAAAUUAACCAAACACCCUGAUCUAAUCCUUUUUGGUAAAGUUGAGUCAGGCGAAGUAUGCCUGUAAAUGCACCAUUUAAAGUUCAGUCAACACCACUUAGUCAAAAAGACGUCAUUAUUUGCAUGCAGGAGUUAUAUUUGGUGGUUUUGUCCUGCCUCUCCUUCGUGCAUACAUGGAAAGUCAAAGUCUGCAGCCAGGAGAGCACACCUCUCCUUUGUUGCAUGUGCAAAUGUGGAAAGCCAAGGCAGGAAGAGCAGCAGCAAAGACACAGGAUAAGAUGGAAGAGCUGGGGUAGUGCAAAGGAAGCAGCAAUAGAUGGCAGGCUGAAGCGGUUUAAAUAAGCACUGUUUUGAAAUGUUCUAAUUGGACGUGUGGACUGUAAUUGGCCGAGCUGUCAGCUGAUAUGAGCCGGCAUUAGGAUCAGCUAAUGCAGUGUGAACCAAGCUUGACUUUGUGACCUAUUUUCUCUCGCUGGUCUCUGGAGUCUUCCUGGCAUUAGCCGAUACUGAAACUCUGUGUCUAAAUUGGUGUUAAGGAAAAUGGUUGCAGAACAUCUCUACCUUAACGUCUCUUUGAUUUGACAUUGAUAUCUCCUUUCCCUCUCUGCAGGCUCACUUGCGCUCCGUGGACGUGAAGAUCUUGCAGCAGUUGUUGGCAGUCCACGAAGGCAUUGAAGCAGUGAAAUGGCUUCUGGAGGAGCGCAGCACCCUUACAAGCCGCUGCAGCAGCCUCACCAGCAGUCAGUACAGUCUUGGUGAGGGUCCUGACACCUCCUGGAGGGGCUCCUGGAGCAGCCUUCAGGACCCCAAUGACAAGCUGGACAACAUCUCCAUUGGCAGCUAUCUGGACACCCUGGCAGAUGACAUGGAUGAGUACUGCCCAUCCAGUUCAGAGUCAGUCAUCUGCUCCACCACACCGCAGGUCUCAGAGGCCACUGUUGGAGGCCGCACAGGGGCUACAGUCACUGCAUCUGGGGCAGGGGCUGGGGUUAUGGUGAGGUCUGGUCCCGGGGCUGGAGGUGGAAUUAAGGCGAAUGAGAAUGGGACUGUGGUUGGAAAUGGGAUGGAGGUGAAUGGUGGACCGGGAACUGGUGUUCCUGUUACCAUCACUGGAUCUGGAAUAGUGAAACAAGUCAGCUCUCCCCAAGCCAAGUCUGAGGGCCCUAAGCAGGACACCCCAGUCUGGACCAAGGCGGCAGAGACUGGCAAAGGAAGCCUUGUUUCUAAGGGCAACAGCCAGACACAAGGUGCUAAGGUUAAUGGCGUCUUGGAGAAACCACCAACAGUGCAAACUGGCAGCCCAACCCGGUCCAGCCUGAACGAGAAGCUGGGAAGCAGCAUGAGCCCUAAACUUAAACCGUACAAAAACGGCAAGAUUGACUUGGACACUUGCAAAAUGAAUGGCAAAAUGCAUCUGGAGUACGACGCACACUGGCGGUGGGUGCAGUCGCAAGAGGAUGUGACAUUUUUGUGAGAAGGAUAAUGAGAGGAGACGAUUGGAGCCACUGUUGAACAGCCUCUCUAUAGAAUCAAAGACCAGAUCACUGGAGUAGAGAAGAAAAGCAAACUGCUGUUUAGAAAUGCACAUAGCGAGGCUGUCCGUGAUGAUCAACACUGGGUUUGAGAGACAAAGAAUACAUGUUUGUCCCAAUGUUCCCCUGUGACUGCACUAACUCUCUAUAAACAUUGAUGUCAGUAUUAAGGCGGAUGCACAUAACAGGAUUCUGACCAUAUCCGGCCACACUGGGCUACUACAAAACACUUAGGUAAACACAUUUAAAAAUCCUGUAUCCUAGUUUCUCUCAGGGCCUCUCUUGGCAUUCCCUGAUUUUCCUAAUUUCUUUUUUCUUUGCUUGUCAAAAGCACAGCGAGAUGGACGGCAAGAAAGCAGAAACAUGACUUCAGAGUGUCACAGUAUAACCAGUAAAUUAGAAGAUUUGAUUCAUAAUUUGACCUUUUUCCUCACUAUACUAAAUCCUAUAAACUGCAAAUCCUCUUCUUACACUAAAUCUAUAAAACCCCAGGUUUUCAUGGAUUUAAUGGAUAAAGAACCCUAACAAAGAUUCCUGACCCUCCUUAAAGAGUAUUAUUCUGGCGUCUACUUAAUGACUUUCUUUAUGGGGCUUCAACAAUCAUUGCUGUCUUUAAUUUGACUACUAACAGCAAAUUUGUGGUUUGGUAAUUUUACUUAUCUUAUCAUUUAAAUUAAGAGACCAAAGUUUUGCUCAUCAACCUAUUUAGUCAAAGCCUCAAAUUUGUAUGUAUUAACCUUCUAACCUAGACCAUUUAACAGAAAAUUUGAAGGUAUUGUCAGUAUUACUUGAAGUAUUUAAAAAGAUUAAAACAAGUUCCUAUCCCAAGUCCUCAAAUACCCAUACUUUGUUACACCUCUGCAGAUCCUUUCAUGGCCAAUUCAUGCUUCUUUAAAUGUCAAGUUUUUCCAACCCGGUACUUAAGAUAUGGAAUUUUUUCAGAUUGAUGGAUACAAUACUGUACUGUAUCAUAUGAUGAGAUACGAUACAAUGCCAUAUGAUACAAAAUCACCUCAAUACUUUAUGAUACUUUACUGUAUCACACAACACAAUACGAUCAAAACGGUAUGAUAUUCUACUGUAUGACAACACAAUCUGAGAUGAUCAACACAAUAUGAUGCAGUACGAUAUCUUACUGUAUCAUACAAUACGAUCAAAACGAUACGAUACAAUAGAAUUUAUUAUGAUACGUAAUGAUACAAGGUCAUACAAUGUAAUACAAUGUGGUAAUAAGUGAUGUGGUACAGUAUUGAAGAUAUAUUAAAAUAUAUUAAGCCAUAUGCUACAAUAAGAUCCUGUACCAUUAUAUGAUAUUUAUUAUUUGAUAGUACAUGAUACGCAACAAUAUGAGACAUGUUAUUUUCUAUUGGAAAAAUAGUCUUAAACGUAAUUGAAAUAAUAACGAAAACAACAAGAGCAUUUAUUUAACCUUAAGAAAGUCAUAAAUUGCGCACAGCAGCAAAAUGCCACUCCCAUUUCUUGGUGUCUAAAAUGACCAUCUGUGAGUUAAGACCAAGUCAAGGUCACUUCUACAGAUGCCAAGGAAUGCUUUGUGCAUCUGUCGAAGGGUCCAUAGUGCUGGUAAAUGAGGACUUGGGAGUGAAACCAACUUUUUUAAAAGAGCUUGUGGUGAAACUUGUGGCAUGUUCAUCCCUACAGACAUAGGUAAAUAAACAAAAAGUAGAGGAUGUGAAAAUAGACAACAGAGUUGUGAGGUCACGUCACUUCACGUUUUCCUAAUUGAGAAAUAAUGUACCCACUGUUAGCCUUUAUGUCUUUGUGGAGCUAAUACCUACAGUGUUAAACAGCCCUCUACAAUAUUGUAUAUUCACUGAAUUGCAAUACAGCUAGUUUGUGAAUCAGGUACUUAUUGUGACUGGUUGUAAGCAAAUAUUGAAAUGGGUUCUUUUUCUUUUAAAACAUUAUGGUAAUGUGUUAGUUUUUACAAACAAAUGUUGUGCCUGGUUGGUGUAAACCUUAACUACAAAUGCCUGAAUGUUUUCCUUGUUACCUGACUGCACUGUUGAUUAGAUAAUCUGAGUUUUUGAAGUGGUUUUGUUUGUAUUAUUUUUGGCUCCUACCGGCCUCUGCUUGCGUGUACAAAUGGCUAGACCAACAGUCUGUGUGCUCUCGCCAUGUGAGUGUUGACUUUAAAAGUGUUAUGUCGGCUGGGUUGAAUAUUGCAUGCCCUGUGCUGAGAGCUUUAUUGGAAAAAGUCAUGACCCAACACCAUCAGAGAAGAAAAGCAAUACAGUAUUUCUCGAAUCCUCUCUACCGGCUUAUAUAAGCAGCGUCUGCUCAGCAAAUAAAAUCAAAUAAUACCGUCGUUUUUCUACAGGAAACUCCAAGACUACUGACAGGGAGGGUAUGUGUGAGUCUGUGUAUGCAUGUGUAUGUGCUUCAGCUAGUGUCGACACACAUGCUGACUACCUGGCUGAGCACAGCUGGCCUGUCAGAUUUGGAUAAGAAUAGACUAAUCCCAAAGGUUUUGAAGAGUUUUCAGCUCAUUCAUCACAGUGUUACUCCUUCUCUCCGGUCUGCUUUUAGAAACGUUAAUGCUGCAACACUCGUCGACAAAAGGAGCAGAACAUGUUACAUCAUCAGUGUUACUCUUAUGCUGCAGUCUCCCUUCACUCCUCGGUCCUUUUAAUGUCUGGAUGUGGACCUCUGUAACCCUCUCAGAUCUUCUCAAAUCACAGCAGCGCUCUUUUUCAUGAACAGUCCUUUAAGUACAAUGUUUCUGAGUACUUUGCAUGAACAUAUUGCAGUCAGUACUUAUUUAAAGUUGAAAGAGUAGUCCAGCUAUCAAAGUUUGGUUGAUAUUUGUUCAUUUUCAAUCAAUGAAGAUAUCCAGACUUACUAGGCAGCUACAUGAAGAUGCUAAACUCUACAUCUCCAUUUGUUGGAGCCGCUGAAGUGUUCCCUGCUUUCUGUCACCACAGUGCUCGGAUGGAAAUGAUCAGUCUGUGCCAACACACACAUCAUGCACACACAAUGCCCUCUCAUUGGAGACAGCAUCAUAAAGCAAGCACCACAGAAGUGACUUCAGGCCAGGUCUUGGAGACAGGCGAGGAAAAACUGCACGAACUGGACCUUAAACUCUUGAACAAGUAGUCAAAUUUUUAUAAAUCUGUCUCCCCAUCUUUUUGCUUUCCCUUAAAAUAACAUAAAAAGAGAGAGAAAACUAUCUCAGCCAUGGCAUAUCACCCACUGACUGCACAGACAUGAAGUCAUUUGAAGCCCUCCUUUUUGACAUAUGUGUUGGCUGUAAAGCGGCGUUACAUGCCAAAGAGGCUGUCUGCUCUGCUACUUUGUGGUUUUCUUUUCCAAAUUUUGCAGGGCCAUAUGGAAAAAGCCCAACAUUUCAGAGCAGGGAACAGACCUGUAAAACACAUUAUAUGAAGCUACAUUGUCUCUCAGUGAAGCUAAACUGGAGUUUAAUGCAGUAAUGUGUUUUCACUGGGCAUACACAGUUUAAAACGGGAAUAUAAACAUUGUUUAAAACCACAAACUGGCAGAGAUUUAAUGAGUGCUGACAGUCCAGGAGCCAGGAGAAAAAUCGCCUGUGGCCUCAUUGUUUUAUGAAAAAGAGGUAAUGACUCUGUGCAUGAAGAAUGGACGUUAUAAACUGGCAAGCUGGUCCAAAAUACCUGAAAGCCUCUCCUCGCUAUGCAGACUUUAUUUUAGUGGGUAUCAAGGUCGACACAAUCCUGAAAUCCUUCUCAUCUGCCCUUUUAUGAUGCCCAGGAUUUAUCAGAUGCCCGGUGCGUGAUGUGUUUGCCUUCGCUUCAGGUGCCAGGAACCCUCCCGGCUAUUCUGGGCACAAGACAAACAACAUGAUUACAUAGAUGAGUGGAUAUCCACACAGUUGCCAUGGCAAUGAGACCCAACUGGCCUCAGCUUUAGAGGCUACAUAGAACAAUGUUUAGUGCAGAGCUAUUGGCGGUAUUAGCGGCUCUGUUUGAAAUGAAGGGAGAUGAGUGGUGUAAAGUUUGAACAGAUACAGGACACUGAUAAUUAGCAUUAUGUUGAACACCUCUAUUGGUUAUUGAGGAUUAAUCAGAUAUUGAUUUUACCUCUUCACAGUAAGGUGCCCUGUAUAAAGGGGUUUUUAGCGGUAAGUUUUAACUGAGUCGUGCUUUGUCUCCACACUGCUGUUAAAACUAAAUAAUUUGGGAUACCAAGUCUCCUGUAUUUGCACAAAAAAGUCCUGCAGAAAAAUUAGUGUAAUUUACAACAGCUGAUUAAGUGACUAAAAAUGUAUUUAUACUUGUUUAACAUUUAAAACUGCAGAUCUCAUGAAUCUGUUAAAGGUCAGAAUCCCACGAGCAAUACCUAAUGAAUUAAAUACUGCAGAAUAGGAUUAAAACCAACCUUAUGUGACUUUUUUAGAGCAUUUUUUACUUUUACUGUUUACUUCUAACAAUAUCAUUAUGCCAAGGAUCAAAAAUGUGAUUUUACUUCACCAGAUAAAGAGCCAGUUUGGCCGCAGAUCUAAUGUUAUCGACAUGAUCAAACAGAAAUGUUGAAGAGAUUUCAUGAAAGUUCUUGAGCGAUAGGAGUCAUGAGCCACCCUGAGCCAACCAUCUGAUGUCAACUUCAAAAAUGUUUAACUGCAUUCCCGAAGAACUGAGGAAAUCCACUGUUUUAGGCGAGUUUUCAUCGACAUGAACACACAGCUCAGCCAUCCUCUCUAUGAAUCAUCUGAAAUGCUUUUAAGAGCCUUUUCCCUGCAGGUUUUGGCCUUUUUUUUUUUUUUUUGAGAAACUUAAAUACUGACAGACCGGUUAUGUCUCCAUGGAGGCCGAAUGGAGGGAUAAACAGUGAACCGAGCAGUACAGCACAGCAUGCAGCUAAGAGGAAGCUUCCACCCCCGGUGUCCUGCUGUUUUCUUCCUUCCUCUUCUACAUACACAAACACACACAAGCACAAUUCAACCCGGGACUGACGUAGGUCUCCUGGUACCUGACAGCUCCUCAAAGAGGGCUGUUCAGCUUUUUCUCUCCUUGAAUCUUAUUUGAACUUCAUCCCUUUUGUUAUCGUCCCAAAAUGCUUCAAGAAACUGAAGUGAAUCGAAACGAACCCCACUGGGUACACACUGAGCUCUGAACCAGGUCCAAGAUUUUACUGUGAAAACAAAGACCUUCAAGGAUUGAAAUAAAUCAGCCACCAACUGCAGUUCACCGAAUCAGCCAGUUCAAUAUCUUGCUUGAGUGAAUGGGAUUACUUUUAUUUCCACAUUUUUAGUUUGUUAUGCAGUGUGCCCACAGGAAAACCAUUAUUUUUUCUUUGUUAAGUGGAAAUGUUUGAGAUGUAACUGAUUCUGUUCAUUGAUGUGGAGAAAUAUAUUAUGCAGUAUGUAAAUUAUACAAGCUUAUCCAAUGAUUAAAGAUAUUUUAAAUGUUC